AUGGCCGACGCCGCGGGCGCCAUCGCUUGCGGCCUCGACGGCCUGUGGCAGCACAUCGCUGGCUUCUUCGCCCACAUCUUCGCGGCCAUCGCCAGCUCCACCCAAAUGUUGGUCCUGCCGCCAGAGACGCUCUGGCAGUGGCUCGAUACCAGCAUGACCGACGCCGCGGGCGCCGUCAGCUCCGGCGUCGACGGCCUGUGGCAGCUCGUCGCGGGCUUCCUCCCCGGAGCCUGGGCCGCCGUGGCGAGCGCAGCCCACCAGAUCCCGCAGAAGGUGGCGGAUCUGUGGCGGUGGCUACAGGCCGCGGCCCCCGUCGCGCUCCCGUACGUGCUCGGCGUCGUAGCUGCGGUCGUGCUCGUCGCGGCGCUCGUCUGGUUCUGCUGGCCGACCCUCUUGGGAGCUAGCGUGGGGGUCGGUCAGGCACUCGUGACCGCCGCCUGCCACUUCGUGCUGGGGCUGUUGUACGUUGGCGGCGCCGUUCGGUCGGUGUUCGUCUUCCCCUGCCUCCCUGCACGCAGUGCCUGGCCGUGGUCACCAUGA
This is a messenger RNA of Miscanthus lutarioriparius, 540 nucleotides long. NCBI's taxonomy places the organism in Eukaryota, Viridiplantae, Streptophyta, Magnoliopsida, Poales, Poaceae. The record is from the annotation of a GenBank genome assembly.